Ceratitis capitata (Mediterranean fruit fly) is the source of this 1205-nucleotide messenger RNA. It is a transcript of the gene Vps20, whose product is annotated as charged multivesicular body protein 6-A. Gene Ontology annotation, cellular component: multivesicular body; ESCRT III complex. The transcript is spliced from 3 exons. Gene Ontology annotation, biological process: vesicle budding from membrane; late endosome to vacuole transport via multivesicular body sorting pathway. The record is from RefSeq and is a predicted model, not a curated record. Lineage: Eukaryota; Metazoa; Arthropoda; Insecta; Diptera; Tephritidae. The coding region runs from base 125 to 784 and encodes 219 amino acids.
CUUAUUGUAAUCAUAUUGUGAAUUAUUAGAUCUAAGAAGAAGCAGCUUUAUUUGUUUUGCAAUUUCUAAUAGAACAUUUGCAUAGAAUUAAUAAAUAAAUUAUCAAACGUUACACUAUUUCCAAAUGGGUUCCCUCUUUUCCAAAAGUAAAAAGCAAAGUCGAGUGACAGACCACGAUAAAGCUGUGCUGAGAUUAAAGCAACAGCGAGAUAAGCUAAAGCAAUAUCAAAAACGCAUCGAGCUACAACUUGAAAAAGACCGGGAAUUGGCUAAAAAAUGCCUGCAGACAGGACGAAGAGAACGUGCAAAGUUGCUGCUCAGGAAAAAGAAAUUCCAGGAAACACAAUUAUUAAAUGCGGAUAAACAGUUGGAGAAUUUAGAGAAAAUGACAGCAGAUUUGGAAUUCGCUCAAGUAGAAUUACAAGUUAUUGAAGGCUUAAAGCAGGGCAAUGACGCACUUAAAAAAGUGCACGAUCUGAUGGAUAUUAAUGAGAUAGAGAAGAUUAUGGAUGAAACUAGGGAAGGUGUAGAAAAACAACAAGAAAUCGAUGCCAUACUUUCAGGUGCACUAAGCGUUGAAGAUGAGGAAAAUGUUUUGGCUGAGUUAGAUGCACUAGCUGCUGAAGAAGACAUUAGUAUAUUACCUGAAGUGCCGUCAGAAGAUUUACCCGAACCGGAGACAACUGGAGCAAAGGAAGACACUGAAUCUGUGGUGGAGGACGCUCCCAAAAAGAAGCAAAAAGUACAAUCUGAACAACAUAAGAAAGUGCUCGUGGAAGCGUAGAUGCUAACUUGUAAAUAUGUACAUAACUUUGUACCUAUAUUUAAGUCUUCAAGAUACACUUUUGAUAAAAAGUCUGUGUAGUUGUUUUUGUUUUGCUUUAUUCUUCAAACUAAAUACUAAGUCACUUAGUUUAAUUAUGCAUAAAAAUUUUAUAAAUAAAUUUAUAAUGCGGUAAACGAAUAAUAUGUUGAGUGUUACACUUUUUAAAGGUAGAAAAGAAUUCUUAGUACAUAAAUGUAAAUACAUUAAAAAAACAUUAAAAAAACACGUUUCACUACAUAUUCGGACAUAUGUUGCACAAACAUAGAUAUAUAUGAGUAGAAAUAAAUAAACAAAUCUAAGAUAAUCUCAGCCCAAGUGCAAUAAAGUUAACUGUUUACCGAGGGAAGCGAAUAAAUAAUUGUCACUACGAUAAAAAAAA